Haliotis rufescens (red abalone) is the source of this 681-nucleotide messenger RNA. RefSeq names its product 28S ribosomal protein S18b, mitochondrial-like. Gene Ontology annotation, cellular component: ribosome; mitochondrion. Gene Ontology annotation, molecular function: structural constituent of ribosome. NCBI's taxonomy places the organism in Eukaryota, Metazoa, Mollusca, Gastropoda, Lepetellida, Haliotidae. Gene Ontology annotation, biological process: mitochondrial translation. The transcript is spliced from 6 exons. The record is from RefSeq and is a predicted model, not a curated record. The coding region runs from base 55 to 636 and encodes 193 amino acids.
UUAUUAUCAUUAUACGCAAGGACAGAUAACUCUAGACUGUCUCUAAGCUGCAGCAUGGCGAGAUUAUGUGUAGAAGCUGUACACAAACUUCUAAAUAUUCCGGCACUGCGACUGAUUCGACCUAUCAGCCAGUCUGCAUACAGACUGCAGACUGAGAAGGAAGAUGCAGAUCCCGAAGAUGAUCGACCAAUGGAGCGACAGCAACCUAAACGUCAAAUGGUUGAUCCAGAUACCAGCAUCCGGUAUUUAGCCAGUUCUUCCUACAGGGAAGCGUAUGGGGACGACCCUGUGUGGAGACACUACAGACGGAACUUUAAGGGUUCACUGCCGCCCAGAACACGGAAGACAUGUGUGAGGAAGGGGGAGAUAGCAACAGGCAGUCCGUGUCCAGUUUGUCGAGAUGAGUUCCUGGUGUUGGACAUGACGAAUGUUGGUUUGCUGGAGCAGUUCAUCUCUCCGUACACGGGGGAGGUGUACGACUACAUGAAGACGGGACUGUGCCAGACGCAGCACAAGAAGCUGGUGCUGGAGGUGCUCAAGGCCAGGAACCACGGUCUCAUCCAGUCAGCAGUUCCCUUCAGGAGAUACGAUUACAGCGAAUAUAUGGAGGACCGAGGGAAGAAAGAGGAUGUAUGACUGGCCAGUGUCGCGUGUGUUUGUGAAUAAAGUGGACAGAGCUGG